Molecule: messenger RNA, 1533 nt
Organism: Paraglomus occultum
Lineage: Eukaryota; Fungi; Glomeromycota; Glomeromycetes; Paraglomerales; Paraglomeraceae
Source: the annotation of a GenBank genome assembly
AUGCUUCGAAACGUUGUACGAACAGGCUACCGUUGUAGCUUCAAAAGUCAGUAUAACAUUUUUUCACGCUAUAAUAGCAAAGGCACGGGCUAUUAUAUAUCAAGAAGAAUAGGCUCAGCUGCAACUUCGAAUGACCCAUUUGGAACCGACUGGACCGCCGCUCCACAACAACAACAAACCACAAAUACUGAUCCGUUUGCAAACAACACCUCGAGUGCUGGGUUUCCACAGCAAGAGGGAGGCGAGGUGAACAGGAGCGAAGCUUUUCUUGCUGAGACGAGGAACAUAGAACCACAGAGGAAUUUCUCUGAACACUAUUCCCAACGCACUCGUCAUCCAAAAUGGACACCUGAGGAACAGGAUAAGCUUGCUCAAGCGGUAGCAGAUUAUGGCAAAGAUUGGAAGGUUAUAUCUCGUGACGUAUUCGCUGGCUUUCGCGGCGCACUGGGAUGUGAAACACGUUACAUGACACAAACAUGGACACCUGAAAUGACCCAACGAUUAUUUGCCGCUGUCGAGGAACAUGGGACUAAAUGGGAACGUAUUCAUUCAGAUCAUUUUCCAGAUUGGAGUGAAAGAGCGCUUCAGAUAUGGUACGAGAAAUUCAAAGGUCGUAGUGGCGCCGAGGAAUCUUCAGGAAGUCGUCAACGUAAAAAUGUUGAUGAAUCCGACGCUCCUCGUCGCCGGUUAUGGACAGAGGAAGAAAUCGAGACCCUUCGUUCGGCGGUAAAGGAGCAUGGAACUGAUUUUGAGCUUAUAUCUCGAGACGUGUUCAAAUUUUCGCGAAGUCCGCUAGCUCUACAGAUAAAAUAUGAUCAGAAGAUAGGCCCUAAUAAAGAUAAAUAUAGUGGAUCGGAAAGAAAAAAGAGGUAUUCGAAUGAGGUACCUACAUUUUUCCAACAAGAUUACACGAAACUUCUCGACGAAAAUGGAAAUCUUUUGGUGGACCAGUCCGAACUCCAUUCCAAACUCGGGUCCGAACUCACUCGUGCCUGGUCACAUAUAGCCCGGAUGAUGGGUCCGCAUGUUAAUAAACUUCAACUCACAUAUGACACGCCGCCCAUUUCAACCGUAUUGCCGUCUCAAGUAGUUCAUUGGAGUAAAUCAGAGAAUGAGACAUUGUUCACAACGGCGAAAGAAACUAAUAAUGACUGGACUAAGAUAGCCGAAAGUCUGCCAGGGAAGUCGUUGGAUGAGAUUAAAAAUCGAUUCGGGUCGCCAGAGUGGAGUGCCGAAGAAAUCGAUUUACUACACGAAGCUAUGAAGGAACACGAUACAGAUUGGACUAAGAUAUCGAACAAAGUUCCUGGCAAGAGUCCUGGACAGUGUUGGUCAUACUGGAGAAGAUCUACCGGAGCAGACUUGGCUGAUAAUGAAGACAACAAAGAGAAGAGUUCGGAGAUUGCUACAGCAACAUCCCAAAAUGUUCGAGUAGACAUUCAAAUGUCAGGCAAUGUAUCCUUGGAAUUCGUAUUUGCACGUACCAAUGAAGCAAAUUCGUUUACUUUCGAUAACACGAGCCAAUCUGUUUAG